AUCUGACGUGUACAACAGGAAAAAAUAAAUGUAAUAUUCCUAAGUGCAUAUCAGAAGUUUAGUAAAACAUAACGCCAAAAUGUUAGAUUUUUUUACAAUUUUUAGCAAAGGAGGUAUUGUGCUGUGGUGCUUUCAGAGUACUAGCCAAAUAUUUACAUCCUCCGUCAACACAUUAAUUCAGAACGUUGUAUUACAGCAAAAACCUCUGCCAAUAUUUAAAAAUAAUGGACUUCUGUUACAAUACAAGUUGGAUAAUGAGUUUGACUUAGUUUUUGUGGUUGCAUAUCAAGAAAUGCUUCAGCUAAGUUAUGUUGACAAAUUUUUAAGUGAUAUUCAGUUGGAGUUCCGAGACAAGUAUAAGAAUGACUUGAGUGUUAAAAACUACUUUCAAAACUUUGAUUUUUCACAAACAUUUAAUAAAGUACUUAAAAGGGCUGAAGAAUGGGGGAAAAUGCAGGCUCAACUUCCAAAACAGAUGAGAACAUUUGAUGAAUCUGAUAAAUCUAAGAAAACUGUUGCCUCUAUGAUUGAGAGGAAAGGGGAGGAAAAAAGCAAGAAGGAAAAGAAAAAGGAGGUUAAUUUUUCCAGUGAAACUACCACACUGUCUGGACCACCAAAGUCUCCCAAGUCAGAUAAUGAUACUUUAGAUGAAGAAACACUAGCAGCAAAUCGUGAAAAAUUUGCGAAGAAGAUGGCUCAAAAGAAAAAACCUGAUACCAAAAAGAGUCCAAAAAGCCCUAAAAGCCCUAACCAAGAAAAAGCGGGCAAAAAACCAAGGGUUUGGGACUUUGCGCCCGAUGGAACGGAUGCCAAAAGCCUAGAAAGAUCUACCGAUAAGCCUGAAGAUGCUAAGAGCCAUUUAACACCGGAUGAUGUGAUUGUUGGGCAAAUGAAAGGAGUUAUUAAAGAUCUGGAAGUAGAAUCUUCCGAAGAUGAAUACGAUGAUGAAGAGGGAGAAAAGGAGGAAAUUACAGAAAAAGAUGAACAGAAAAAAGCAUCUAAAGGAGGAAUGUUUUCUAUAUUUAAAGGACUUGUUGGUUCGAAAAAUCUCACAUUAAGCGAUAUGCAACCAGUAUUAGAAAAAAUGCGCGAUCAUCUAAUUGGGAAAAAUGUCGCGUCUGAUAUUGCCAUAAAGUUAUGUGAUUCUGUGGCAUCCAAGUUAGAAGGCAAAGUUUUAGGAACCUUUGAUUCUGUGGCAACAAUUGUAAAAAAUACACUAACCGAUUCGCUUGUACAAAUUUUAAGUCCGAAUAGAAGAGUUGAUAUUUUAAGAGAUUGUUUGGAAGCAAAAAAGGAAGGACGGCCUUAUGUUAUGACCUUCUGUGGAGUGAAUGGUGUGGGAAAGUCGACUAACCUAUCAAAAAUAUGCUUUUGGUUAAUUGAGAAUAAUUUACAAGUGCUUAUUGCUGCCUGUGAUACUUUUAGAGCUGGUGCAGUGGAACAAUUAAGGACACAUAUGAGGCAUCUAAAUGCUUUACAUCCGCCGGAAAGACAUAGUGGUAGACAAAUGGUACAAUUAUAUGAAAAAGGUUAUGGAAAAGAUGCUGCCGGCAUUGCAAUGGAAGCAAUUAAAUACGCAAGAGAUUGCAAAAUGGAUGUUGUUUUGAUAGAUACUGCAGGCAGAAUGCAGGAUAAUGAACCAUUAAUGAGAGCCCUCACCAAGUUAAUAAAAAUUAACGAACCUGAUUUAGUAUUAUUUGUCGGAGAAGCAUUAGUCGGUAAUGAGGCUGUAGACCAAUUAGUUAAAUUUAACCAGGCUCUAGCUGAUUAUUCCUCUACAGCAAAUCCCCAUCUGAUUGAUGGAAUUGUCCUUACCAAGUUCGAUACUAUUGAUGACAAGGUUGGAGCAGCUAUUUCAAUGACUUACAUUACUGGGCAGCCCAUUGUAUUCGUCGGUACUGGUCAAACGUAUACGGAUUUAAAGGCCUUAAACGUUAAAGCGGUGGUUCAUUCUUUAAUGAAGUAAUUGUAACUGUUAAUUUGUAUCAUUUUAAUAUUGAUUUGAUCCUUAACCCUCUGAUGCCUACUAUCACAUCAUAUAAAAUCUAAUAUUAAACACUUAAUUAGACAUCUCGAUCAUCUUAUAAUUAUCUGUAAAAAGUGGGUCGCCUAGAGGCGUGAAAUAAUAUGGUAUAUUAAUUCAUAAUAUGCAUAAUAUCAUAUAUACCAUGUGGGGGCCUUACCGCUAUGGUAUAUUAUAAAAUAAUGAACAAUAACAAUAGUUAUUUAUGUAACAAACGUGUUAAAUUAUCCUUUUUUAUGAAUAGGAAAUUUGUCACAUGAGCCGUAGGCGAAUGCAACAAUUCCCAUGAAUAAAAAAAGGGGAUUUUACACACGUGUAACAUACAAAUUUUUUCUACUAACUUAGAAAACAUUAAAAAAAUCAAAAAUAUCAAAUUACUUUACGCACUUAAACGUACGGUAAAAAACGUCAAAACAUUUGUUGACAAAUUAUAAAUUAAAUGUCAAAUUACUUUUUACACAUUUAAAUAAACGUCAAAAUACUUUACGCACUAGUGAAAAAAGACUUUUUUAGACACUAGUGCAUACGUGAAAUUUUACACAACCUGGGAAGUGUGUAAACACCUUACGCACGGUAGU
This is a messenger RNA of Anthonomus grandis grandis, 2601 nucleotides long. It is a transcript of the gene SrpRalpha, whose product is annotated as signal recognition particle receptor subunit alpha homolog. Gene Ontology annotation, cellular component: signal recognition particle receptor complex; endoplasmic reticulum membrane. Gene Ontology annotation, biological process: SRP-dependent cotranslational protein targeting to membrane. NCBI's taxonomy places the organism in Eukaryota, Metazoa, Arthropoda, Insecta, Coleoptera, Curculionidae. The record is from RefSeq and is a predicted model, not a curated record. Gene Ontology annotation, molecular function: GTPase activity; ATP hydrolysis activity; signal recognition particle binding. The coding region runs from base 80 to 1966 and encodes 628 amino acids. The transcript is spliced from 12 exons.